UCCCCGCGCUGUAUCUGCAGGGUGCUCCGACCUCGGCCAGGGACUUGUGGAUGGACUAGCGAGAAAAGAGUUCCUGGCCACAGGAGACCAGCCUCGACUGGGGUCAUGCAGUCUCAGCUCUCUGAAAGGGUGCGGAUCCACGUGGAAGAGGAGUUCUUUUCCGUGGACAAGCUCCUUCUGGUGGAGCACAGUGAAUACUUCCGCGCCCUCUUCCAGUCAGGCAUGAAGGAGAGCACGCAAAAAGAGAUCCAGAUCCAAGAUCUGAGCGCUGUGGGUUUUGCUGUCACGCUGAAGGUCCUGCAGGGAGAGCAUCCGCUGCUGAGCUGCGAGGAGAACCUCAAGGCGGUGGAGUGUGCCGCCUUCUUGCAGGUGAGAGCCCUGGCCAGGUAUUUGAUUGUUUCCCUCAAUUCUGACAACUGCAUCAUCCUCUACCAAGCAGCGGCCAUGUUUGGCCUUCUGGACCUCUUCCAUAGUGCCGCGCUCUUCAUAAGAGACAAUUAUUCUGAUCUGGAGGAGUACUUGGACUGCCUCUCUCCGGACCUUCUGGAUUAUGUGGAGUCCCUUAUACCCAGCACAUUUGUGGCGGUGGGAGCUCACACGCCCACUUUCGAGUUCCUGGAGGACCUCUCGCGAACCAUUUGCUACCUGGAGGAAGAGAGCAACACGUGGAGGACCCUUUCCUGCUUACCUCUGACUGCCAGCACAUUCCUCGCGGGGAUGGCAACCCUGGAUAACAAGAUUUAUAUUGUGGGUGGGGUCUACGGGUACAACAAGCAGGUGGUGGACCAAAGUUUUUGCUAUGACCCAGCAACCAAUAGCUGGAGCGAGUUCCCCGGCCCUCAGCAGCUCCGCUACGAUGUCACCCUGACGGCCCAAGACGAUAAUCUCUAUGCCAUAGGUGGGGAAUUUGAGAAGACCCCGCUGAAAUCAGUGGAGAAGUUCAAUGUGUCCACCAAGACCUGGAGCUUCGUUUCAGAUCUGCCCCAGGCAGCAGCGGCUGUCCCCUGCGCCCAAGCCAUGGGGCGCAUUUUUGUUUGUUUAUGGAAACCUCUUGAUACCACCAUCAUCUACGAGUUUGAGCCCCAGAAGGACGAAUGGCUCCCCAUCUCCACUCUCAACAGGCCUCAGAGCUACGGCCAUUGCAUGGUGGCUCACAGAGACAACCUCUACAUCAUGCGAAACGGGCCUUCCGAUGACUUCUUGCGGUGCGUGAUGGACUGCUUCAAUCUCACCACGAUGCAGUGGACCUCUUUACCGGGGCAGUACGUGAACAGCAAAGGGGCCCUCUUCACGGCUGUCAUCAGAGGGGAUACGGUUUAUACGGUCAACAAGGUGCUAACUCUGCUCUAUACCAUAGAGGAGAAUACAUGGAAAUCCAAAAAGGAGAGUGCUGGUUUUCCAAGGAGUGGUUCUUUACAGACCUUCCUCCUCAGGCUUCCGAGAACAGACCACAGCAUUGCAACUUAGGUAUCUAGUCUCUACUAAAUGGGUUGCUUGGAGAGUGACAUCUUACUCGCCACAUCUGGAUUCAGGAUGUUCAACUUUCCUCUCUUCUUUUCCAGUCCUCCUGGGAUA
Molecule: messenger RNA, 1575 nt
Organism: Elgaria multicarinata webbii
Lineage: Eukaryota; Metazoa; Chordata; Lepidosauria; Squamata; Anguidae
Gene: KBTBD13
Product: kelch repeat and BTB domain containing 13
Exons: 1
Coding region: 106-1467 (453 amino acids)
Biological process (GO): regulation of the force of skeletal muscle contraction; relaxation of skeletal muscle
Molecular function (GO): protein binding
Source: RefSeq, a predicted model, not a curated record